Molecule: messenger RNA, 507 nt
Organism: Homalodisca vitripennis (glassy-winged sharpshooter)
Lineage: Eukaryota; Metazoa; Arthropoda; Insecta; Hemiptera; Cicadellidae
Product: cytochrome P450 4g15-like
Exons: 4
Coding region: 7-507 (166 amino acids)
Molecular function (GO): monooxygenase activity; heme binding; iron ion binding
Source: RefSeq, a predicted model, not a curated record
GGAACCAUGGUGCUGUUGGUUCUACUGUACACUCUGGUGUUGGUGAUAGUGGUACAGUACUUACAGUUCAGAUGGCGCUACAGGCGUGUCCUGGCCCUAGCGGCCAAACUGCCGUGUCCACCAUCUCUGCCCCUCCUUGGCAAUGCACUGCUCUUCAGAGGAGGACUUACCAAUAUGACCAAACAGGUGAUAAAAUACACGACACUGUAUAAAGAGUUAUUCUGCAUGUGGGCUGGACCCGUUCCAGUUUUUAUUGUAACGGAACCAGGAGAUGUUCAGGUAAUUUUAAAUAGUUCCAACACUCUGGAAAAAGACGAUGUUUACUCAUUUGGACGGCCAUUUUUGGGAAACGGACUUCUUACUGCACCUGUGCCAUUGUGGAAGAAAUAUCGUCGCUUGAUGAACCCAGUGAUGCACCCUUCAAACGUAGAGACUUUUCUGCCCGUAUUCAACGAAGUUGCGAGGAACUUUGUUGACAUGUUGAUGAAAUCUAAAGAGCCAACAUAG